AUGAGCUACUACAGCAGCUACUACGGAGGCCUGGGCUACGGCUACGGAGGGUUCGGUGCCUGGGGCUAUGGCUGCGGCUGUGGAUGUGGCAGCUUGGGCAGACUGGGCUGGGGCAGGGGCUAUGGCAGCUAUGGCGACUAUUGAUUCAGCUCUGGCUUUGGAAAGUACGGAUACAGCUGCUGCCGCCCAUUCUUCCUCGUAAAGACAUUGAUAAGUGAUACUCCCUGUGCAUCUUCAUUAGAACAGCAAACUAAACUCACUACCCCUGACACCUUGAGACACAGAGGCCAGGGCUACGGCUACGGAGGCUUCGGUGGCCCGGGCUAUGGCUCUGGCUUUGCAAACUACAGAUACGGCCGCCCAUCCUACUUUGGAGGAUAUGGAUUCUCUGGAUUCUACUAA
Messenger RNA from Fukomys damarensis (Damara mole-rat), 402 nucleotides. RefSeq names its product keratin-associated protein 19-5-like. The record is from RefSeq and is a predicted model, not a curated record. Lineage: Eukaryota; Metazoa; Chordata; Mammalia; Rodentia; Bathyergidae. The transcript is spliced from 3 exons.